AUGGAGAACGAUGCGAAUGUAACAAGCGCUCCAGGUCUCGAAAAUGCAAAGAAAAACUACAUGCUGCCAAAUAAUCAGAGAGAAAUUGAGCGGAUGAGGAACCAACAUGAAUGGAUUAAAGUUUCCUUUGGGGGUUUGAUCAAAGCCCCGGUCGACUUCAGCAAGAAGCACCAGAAAAUAUUGGACGCAGCAACCGCAGAUGGAACGUGGUUGCUCGAUGCAAGGACACUUUUCCCACCGGAAACCGAGUUGGUGGGUUUCGAUAUCGCUCCCGAGCUCUUUGGGCCACCGGAAUUACGACCCCAGAACGUAAGCCUCGUUACUGCGGACCUGCUAGCAGGUCUUCCUGCCGAAUGGGAUGGAUGCUUUGAUCUGGUUCAUCAGCGUUUCGUGUUUCCGAAUUUUAGCAGCGACAUCAUCUCCCAAGUCCUUGGUGGCCUGAUGAAAUGCGUGAAGCCGGGUGGCUGGAUCCAGCUCGUUGAGCCUUGUGCAGGCGAGAAUGUGUCGGGGCCAGACCCCAAGUGGUUUCUGCUCCUUCAUCAGCUUUCCAACCACUUUAUGAGGUCUGCGGCCCCAAGAGACGCAAUUCUCGCCGCACUCAAAGAUGGAGGCUUCGUCAACAUCAGUAUCGAGUCGUUGGAUAUUGUGAUCGGAAAGCACCAACCUAAUAAAGAAAUGGAUGCCCGAGGUCGGAGAAGCAUGCAAGACGCGGUUCGUAAUAUGUAUUCAAUGGUUAGCGCCGAACAGCUCGGUAUGCCGAAAGAAGACCUGGAGACAGUGCUUGGCAGGUUCGAAGCUGAUAUCGAGAAAUACCGUACAGCUGUGCGUCAUAUUAUUAUUUGGGCUCAGAGGCCAGAGUAG
Messenger RNA from Clonostachys solani, 861 nucleotides. NCBI's taxonomy places the organism in Eukaryota, Fungi, Ascomycota, Sordariomycetes, Hypocreales, Bionectriaceae. The record is from the annotation of a GenBank genome assembly.